This is a messenger RNA of Tympanuchus pallidicinctus (lesser prairie-chicken), 924 nucleotides long. RefSeq names its product ribosomal protein L7 (gene RPL7). The coding region runs from base 119 to 859 and encodes 246 amino acids. Gene Ontology annotation, cellular component: cytosolic large ribosomal subunit. The record is from RefSeq and is a predicted model, not a curated record. The transcript is spliced from 7 exons. Gene Ontology annotation, molecular function: structural constituent of ribosome; RNA binding. NCBI's taxonomy places the organism in Eukaryota, Metazoa, Chordata, Aves, Galliformes, Phasianidae. Gene Ontology annotation, biological process: maturation of LSU-rRNA from tricistronic rRNA transcript (SSU-rRNA, 5.8S rRNA, LSU-rRNA).
GGCACCGCCUUGGACACCCAAACGUGGGGUCCUUCCGCAGCUCAGGGCCCUGCCCGCGCAGGCAGGCGGCUUGAGUUGUCCGUGCGCAUGCUCCUGCUCUCUCUCUUCCGGGCUGAUCAUGGCGGACAAGGAGGCAAAGAAGGUGCCAUCUGUCCCGGAAAGCCUCUUGAAGAGGCGACAGGCUUAUGCAGCUGCAAAAGCCAAACGUUUGAAGAGGCUGUUGGCACAAAAAAAGUUUCGUAAAGCGCAAAGGAAAAUCAUCUAUGAAAGGGCCAAAGCUUACCAUAAGGAGUACAGACACAUGUAUAGACAGGAGAUCCGUAUGGCCAGGAUGGCCCGAAAAGCUGGUAAUUACUAUGUUCCAGCUGAACCCAAGCUUGCAUUUGUCAUCAGGAUAAGAGGUAUCAAUGGUGUCAGCCCCAAGGUCCGCAAGGUGUUACAGCUUCUUCGCCUGCGCCAGAUUUUUAAUGGCACCUUUGUGAAGCUCAACAAAGCUUCUAUCAACAUGCUGCGGAUUGUUGAGCCCUAUAUUGCAUGGGGUUAUCCCAAUCUGAAGUCUGUGCAUGAUUUGAUCUACAAGCGUGGUUAUGGCAAGAUCAACAAGAAGCGCAUUGCUCUGACCGAUAACUCCCUGAUUCGGAAGCGCCUUGGAAAACUUGGCAUCAUCUGCAUGGAAGAUGUGAUCCAUGAAAUUUACACUGUUGGCAAGAACUUCAAAGUUGUGAACAACUUCCUUUGGCCCUUCAAGUUAUCCUCUCCUCGGGGUGGAAUGAAGAAGAAAACAAUCCACUUUGUGGAGGGUGGGGAUGCUGGUAACAGAGAAGAUCAGAUAAACAGACUGAUAAGGAGAAUGAACUAAUGAUUCAGAUGCCCAGCAGCAAUUUUUCAAAGUCUGGUCUGUUAAUAAAAUCUUCUUGCACAAAA